Messenger RNA from Plasmodium gallinaceum, 282 nucleotides. RefSeq names its product conserved Plasmodium protein, unknown function. NCBI's taxonomy places the organism in Eukaryota, Apicomplexa, Aconoidasida, Haemosporida, Plasmodiidae. The record is from RefSeq and is a predicted model, not a curated record. The transcript has a single exon. The coding region runs from base 1 to 282 and encodes 93 amino acids.
AUGGGAAAAGUAAACAUAAAGGAUUAUGGAAAUAUUUGUAAAUGGUUUAAAAAGUUAAGUAAUAAAAAACCAAUGCCAUUACUACCAGAAAAUAAAAAUGAUAGAUUAAAAAAAUUUACAAAUUUUUCUUUAUAUCAUAUAAUGGAUAAGUAUGAAUUUCUACCAAAUUUUAUUUUACAAACAGAAUAUUUGUAUCCUAUUUUAUACAAAAACCCAGAAAUAUUAAAGCAGUCAUAUUUUAAUCAUCAUAAAUUUUCAAAUUUACAAAAUAAACCAAGUUAA